CAGAAUGUAUUAAAAGAUCUUGAAAGUUAAACAACCUGAAUUAGAUGAGUUAAUAUUUAAAGGGGAGAAUUUAAAAGCAGAAUCACAGACUGAAUAUGAAAGACAGGCCUUGCAGGAAAAAAUGAGUAAGUUGAGGGAACAUUGGAAUGAUUCCGUAUCCAGGGCUUCCUCUAGAAAAAAUCAACUCAGUAACAUGUUAGAAGAAUCGCAUCAAUUUCAUGAAUUAAAGGAUGAACUUUAUAACUGGUUGGCAAAAAUGGAGUCUUUGUUAGAAAAUAAUGAAGAUGUUGGACAGACUGUUGAUGUAUUAGAAAAUCAAUUGGAUAGGCAUCGGGCAUUUAUGGAUGAAGUAGACCAGUGGAGACCAUGUGUUGAUACUGUCAAUGAAUCUGGGCAUAAAUUAAUAACUGAAUACUGUACAGAUGAUACAAGCAAAAUACGGCAAAUACUGGAAAAUUUGAACCCAAGAUGGAAAUACAUCACCUCAGAGUAAGUUACAAAUGAA
Molecule: messenger RNA, 505 nt
Organism: Saccoglossus kowalevskii
Lineage: Eukaryota; Metazoa; Hemichordata; Enteropneusta; Harrimaniidae
Product: dystrophin-like
Biological process (GO): synaptic signaling
Cellular component (GO): plasma membrane
Molecular function (GO): protein binding; zinc ion binding
Source: RefSeq, a predicted model, not a curated record